AAAGACAAAACGUACAAAGUGAAUCCAAUAGAUUAGUUCAAUUUUGUAAUUUACAUAUCGAAAAUGGCUGCAAGCCGUCGCAAACAAGAUGAUAAAAAUUUAGAAGUUUUACGUGAACUUAUAUCUUUAAAUGGUAAUAAAUAUUGUUUAGAUUGUAAUCAGAGAGGCCCUACCUAUGUAAAUACAACGAUUGGAUCCUUUGUGUGUUCAAAAUGUUCGGGAAUGUUGCGUGGCCUUACACCUCCUCAUCGUGUAAAAUCAAUUUCUAUGGCUACAUUUACACCCGAGGAGAUCGAAUUUAUUAAAGUAAGAGGGAACGAUUACUGCAGGCGUCUAUGGUUGGGCUUAUAUGAGGGUGAAAGUGUGAAUUUUACUGAUGAACAAAGAGUCAAAGAUUUCAUGUCUGAUAAAUAUGAAAAGAAAAGAUACUAUUUAGAGUCAUCAGUUAAUGAUACUGCAAUGACAAAUGGAAAUACCUCAGUAAAGAAUAAAGUGAAGAGCAAAGUAUCCAGUAAUAUAGGAGUACCAACUCCUUUGAUAUCAAUAACAGCCCAGGUUUCUAAGCCGAAUGUGAAUAAUAAUGUGGUCAACAUGGCGAAAGUAGUUAGCAAUGUUAAUGAUAGCAGUUGUAAGCUGCCACGGCCAGUGAAUAACUUUUCUCAGCCUAUGCUUAAUAAAACAAUUCCUGCAGCAGCAACAAACCCAAUCCCUGUACCCGAUUUUCCUGUUGAUUUCUCAACUGCAAAUAUUUACAACAGUUCCCAGUACAACAAUAAUCUUAACAACAACAUCAUGGUACAGCCAUUUUCAUCGAAUACUCAGUCUUUCAAUGCAUUCAAUUCCCCCACUACGGCAUCAAAUGAUCGUUAUGCAGCCUUAGCUGAUCUGGAUUUGGCUUUAAGACAGCAAAACAUGAAAAAUAUGGAGGACGGCAACAACAUGGAUAAAAAUCCAUUUCAAACUUCAUCUAGCAAUGAUGUAUUUGCAAAUAAAAAUCCAUUUUUUAAUGGGGGUUGGAGUACUAACACAGUGCCCACGCCAAUCAAUCCGUUUAUGCCGGCAAACAAUGGGGCCUUCAUAAAUUCUAAGAAUCCCUUCCUCUGAUGCCGUCUACAUAACCUUUUUCGAGCGAGUAAGGAACAAAGAGAUAGUAGUGUAAUUAAAGCACAAACAAUGCUACAAAUUUAAUAUCGUUUAUACAGUGAAAUAACAGAGUAUCUUAUAUAGAUAUUUACAUAAUGCCAUACUUUUAAUAUUAUGUGCUUACAUAACGGUUGAUAACUUAAGUGCCUCGAUAUGCCUUAAAUUAAAAAAAAAUAAAUCUCAAACUAUUUUCUUAUAUGCGCUGUUAAUAUUGUAAAAUGAAAGUAUUUAAUUGAAUGGUAAAUUUAGUGAAAUUAUUGUGGAUGUAUGAAUAUUUGUUGUUAAUGAUGCUGGUCUUAGCUUUAUUAAUUGUAAUAACAAUUUGUAUAGUAUUUAAUUGUAACCUCGGCCAAGUCCUAUUGAAUUUUUCGGCAUGACAAUAUGUAAUUAUUUCAUUAUAUUUGGCAUAAUACAUAACACCUUACAAAGGUAACUGGGAUUACGUUGAGUGAGUCAAUGGCCGGGUGAUGUCAUCGCAUAGUUUUGCGUCAGAUAUGUUUUAAAAUUGUAACUUAUCGCAAGUUUGAAUCGGCACACUACAUUUCGUGCAUUCCAAUUCAUAAUUCAUAAAGCUAUGUUGAUAGUUGAUACUAUCAUGUGGAAGGAUUUAUUAAUGAAAAACUGGAAACACUCUGUUAGUAGUGUGACAAAGCAAACAUAUGAUAAGUAUAUUGAUGUAGGGAUAUAAACUAUUUUCUAAUCAUGACAUUAGUCCAAAAGAGCACAACUAAGCACUAUUAAGAGAGGCUAAGUAUUAUUUUUAACUUUAAAAAUAUUAAUGCUUUACUUUUGUUGAAUUGUUUAUGGUCAUUUUAUAUUACAGUGAUUUGUACAUUACAUGUCUAACAUACAAUUCUGAAUAGAAAUUGUUUUUGCAUUUUGGCCUUUAUUAUAAUAUAGAUGUUUUGUUUUGAGCUCUUUAAAUUUUGCGCUUCAUCUGUGAUUUAACUAGUAGUUUUAAUUCAUUUACAUGCUUCACCUCGAUCAAUGCACAUGACUAUUUAUUUAUGUUAAUGUAAUUAUUUUUUUAAUUUUUGAGCACUGAGAUCUGUUAAUUUCUAUAAAAUGUGUAAAAAAUAAAAUUAUAUUUUUAUUUUA
Messenger RNA from Danaus plexippus (monarch butterfly), 2241 nucleotides. RefSeq names its product arf-GAP domain and FG repeat-containing protein 1 (gene drongo). The record is from RefSeq and is a predicted model, not a curated record. Gene Ontology annotation, molecular function: GTPase activator activity. The transcript is spliced from 6 exons. The coding region runs from base 64 to 1104 and encodes 346 amino acids. Lineage: Eukaryota; Metazoa; Arthropoda; Insecta; Lepidoptera; Nymphalidae.